Messenger RNA from Nerophis lumbriciformis (worm pipefish), 957 nucleotides. NCBI's taxonomy places the organism in Eukaryota, Metazoa, Chordata, Actinopteri, Syngnathiformes, Syngnathidae. The record is from RefSeq and is a predicted model, not a curated record.
AUGGUGUGUUCCCGGCGCCUUCGGAGGCUCCGGCGCAUGCUAGCCUUGCUGGCGGGCUUGACGGUGGCGACCUUUGCCCUCCACAGCACCCUCUUGGCGGCGCCCCCGCCACUGAGCGGUUGCCGCGUGGAGUCCCCGCUGCUGGUGGGACCCCGACCCGUGCAUCUGCCCACGUCACCCCCGACGUUGGCGGAGAUCGGAAGGAGGAGCACGUUGGUGUCGCCAGGCGGAUUCUACCGUCCGCCGCAUUGCCAAUCUCGGCACCGCACGGCCAUUGUGAUACCGUACCGGGCCCGGCUGACGCACCUGCGCUAUCUCCUGGACCACCUUCAUCCUUUCCUGCAGAGGCAGCAGAUCUACUACAAAAUCUACGUGGUGGAACAGGUAAGGCCACACACCUGGGGUGACGGCACCUUCAACAAAGGCAUUCUCUUCAACGCCGGCAUCGUGGAAGUUCUCCGAGACGAUGACUGGAGCUGCAUUAUCCUCCAUGACGUGGACCUGCUGGCCGAGGACGACCGCAACACCUACGCCUGUGACAAUUACAACCCAAUGCACUUGGCGGUGGCCAUUGAUAAGUUUGAUUACAGGCUGCCGUACCGUGAAUAUUUCGGCGGGGUUGUUGCAAUGACUCCGGAGCAGUACAGGAAGAUAAACGGUUUCUCCAACCAGUAUUGGGGCUGGGGGAGAGAGGACGAUGAUUUGUGGAAAAGAGUGGGUCUGUCCGGCAUGAAGGUGGUGCGCCCCUCAGUGAGAUUCGCCCGUUACAAAAUGAUCAAGCACGAACGAGACCCAGGAAAUGAAGAAAACCCGCACAACUUUGACAUCCUGAAACGGACCAAACUGGACUGGCGCUCGGACGGCCUCAACAGUCUGUCUUACAAACUCCUCUCCAAAGAACAGAAAGCUCUCUUCACUCAUCUCACCAUCGACGUCGGAGAAAAGCCUCGGACGUGA